This is a messenger RNA of Camelus dromedarius (Arabian camel), 1828 nucleotides long. It is a transcript of the gene SOD3, whose product is annotated as superoxide dismutase 3. The coding region runs from base 290 to 1021 and encodes 243 amino acids. Lineage: Eukaryota; Metazoa; Chordata; Mammalia; Artiodactyla; Camelidae. Gene Ontology annotation, molecular function: copper ion binding. The record is from RefSeq and is a predicted model, not a curated record. The transcript has 3 exons. Gene Ontology annotation, biological process: superoxide metabolic process.
GGUGACCACUCCUCCCGCUGCUUCCCUGCGCGGCCACAAACAGCCGGGAGUCUGCCCACAUUCCUGCGAACUGCGGCAGGGUGCUGCUCCCCAUUUCUCAGGAGGAAAAGCUCUCUUGGAAGAGCUGGAAAGAUAAGAAAACCGAGGCCCAGAGAGGAGGGAGAGAGCCCAACUUGAGUCUGCAGUCCAGCGUUUUCUCUGCUACUCUGCAGUGAAAAUAGCAAUUCAGCUACCCUUAGAGACUGAGUGGCAGUCAGGCUUCAGAUCCAGCCAGUGCCCGACUCCAGCCAUGCUGGCGCUGCUCUGUGCCUACCUGCUCAUGGCGACACACGCCUCGGAAGCCUGGACCAACCCAGACCCGCAGGACCCCGGCUUCGGCAUGGAGGAGCAGAUCCGCGACAUGCACGCCAAAGUGACGGAGAUCUGGCAGGAGAUGAAGCAGCGGCGGGCGGCGAGUGGCCAAGAUGCUGCGCUGCACGCCGCCUGCCGCGUGCUGCCGUCGGCCGCGCUGGCCGCGGCGCAGCCCCGGGUGAGGGGCCUCGUGCUCUUCCGGCAGCUCCGGCCCGGCGCCCUGCUCGAGGCCUUCUUCCACCUGGAGGGCUUCCCGACCGAGCCCAACGUCACCAGCCGCGCCAUCCACGUGCACCAGUUCGGGGACUUGACCCAGGGCUGCGACACCACCGGGCCGCACUACAACCCGCUGGGGGUGCCGCACCCGAAGCACCCGGGCGACUUCGGCAACUUCGCCGUGCGCGACGGCCAGCUCUGGAAGUACCGCUCCGGCCUGAACGCCUCGCUCUGCGGGCCGCACGCCAUCGUGGGCCGCGCCGUGGUGGUCCACGAGGGCGAGGAUGACCUGGGCCGCGGCGGCAACCAGGCCAGCGUGGAGAACGGCAACGCGGGCCGCCGGCUGGCCUGCUGCGUGGUGGGGCUGUGCGGGCCCGGGCCCUGGGCGCGCCAGGCGCAGGAGCACGCCGAGCACAAGAAGCGGCGGCGCGAGAGCGAGUGCAAGACCAGCUGAGCGCCCUCCUGCCGCGGCCAGAGAGCCCCCUCCACCUGCCCCGGGACCCCCUCCAAGCCCCGACACCCCUCCAGGCAUCCGGGAUCCCCUCCAUGUGCCCCAGGCCCUUCUCUAGGGACCCCAGGAUCCCCUCUGUGCCCUGACACCCCUGUAAGCACCUGAGACCCCUCCAUGCUCUCUGGAAUCCCCUCCACACCCUGACACCCCUCCAAGCGCCCGAGAUGCCCUCCGUGUGACCCAGGACCUCCUCUGUCUAUCCCAGGAUCCCUCUAUGCCUUGACAUCACUCCAAAAACCCCCGGACCCCUCUACACCCUGACACCUCUCCAAAAGCCCAAGAUCCCCUCCAUGUGACCCAAGUCCCCCUCCCCACCCCCAUCUUGAUUUUUCUCCUGCUCCCAGAGACACUCUCCAUCUGAGGUACCACUUCUGCCAUGGCUGAGAUCCCCCCAAAUCCCUUCCAUCUUAAGGCCUCCAACCAUGUGCUGAGACAGCCUCUUUCAUCCUGAGGGCACCCCGAGCUCUGAGGACCCCCAGAGAUACUGAAAUACUCCCAUUUACCCUGAGGGUCUUCCAGACUCCCUGGGGUCCCUUUCCACCCUGACACCCCCCACCCCCACUCCCGCUUGGAGACCCCCUCUUGGGCUUGCCCAGCACUCCCACCCCCAGCAUGUGCAGCCUGCACUUAGGAGCCCCUGCCCAGUGUCUCCAGCUAUUCCCCCCACCCCUGCCCCAGAGAGCUGCUCCUUUGGGGGCUGUUUGACAGUCUUUGUGUUGCACAUUAAAAGCUCAGCAAUUCAGUACUGCA